Molecule: messenger RNA, 1476 nt
Organism: Phialemonium atrogriseum
Lineage: Eukaryota; Fungi; Ascomycota; Sordariomycetes; Cephalothecales; Cephalothecaceae
Exons: 2
Coding region: 34-1164 (376 amino acids)
Source: RefSeq, a predicted model, not a curated record
CUUCGAUUGGCAUCUGAUUCUGGCAACCAGGCAAUGCCAGAUCCCUUCACCUCGUUGGGCCUGAGCUGCCCGAGCGGCGGAAGCUUUUACAUCUGCCAGGAGAGCGAUACCCAGUUCCUCGGAUGCUGUACAACAAAUCCUUGCGCCGACGGGUCUGGAUUGUGCCCUCGGGGCAACUUGCGCAAUGCUUCGUUCUCGGCCGACAAGUAUGAAGACAUCGCCCCGCAGGAGUGCAGCGAUGAUAGGGCUCUUUGGUACACAUGCCAGAACAUGAACCCUCCUUUCUUGGGGUGCUGCGCAACUAACCCUUGUGCAACCCGGAUGUGCCCAAGCGCGUCACUGUUCCCGGCAGAGUUGAGCGCCGAUAACGACACCAGGAGCGUGUUCUUGACGACAGCAUCAAGUACGCCGAGUUCCACGAGUACCAUAAGUGCGCCGAGCAGUACUGCCCCAAGUAGCGCGACGGGGGUCACUGCGGCAGCUAGGUUGUCGUCCGGGGCCAUUGCGGGGAUUGUCAUUGGAGCCGUCAUACUGGUCCUCGCGCUCGUCGCAGGCGCUGCCUACAUGUUUAAGUGCGGAUGGCACGCCAGGAGGAAGAAAGAGAGGGAGACCUACACCAAGUCGUUUAUGGGCUCUUCUUCGGCGGCCGAUACGGCCGAGCCAAGUCAGGAGUUUGCUCCUUAUCGAGACACGUACAACAGCAACAUAUCAAUGGCAGCUCCCGGCUACGCACCAAUCUCGCCGACGCUCCCACACUCACGGCCGACAUCAUUUGAUUACAUGCACAAGACGUCGUACCGUGGAAGCGCCAUCAGUGAAUCUGCUUCCCAGGGAUACCACAGCCGUGUCCCGUCACAGCUCUCCGAGAUGAAUCCCAACCUUUUGCGGGUCUCGGUUCUGAACCCCAACCUCGAGACCGUCUCGGAACUAGGCGGGUCGGAAAUCGCCGACCCAGCCAGACACGAGCUCUCGGCGGCCCAAGAGAUCCGCGUCUUUCGAGGGACAGAUCAGGCCAUGGGUCCGCCGCAGACAGGAACCGAGACCCAGGACCAGCCCGGGUCCAGGUUGUCCGCAAUAUCCCCGCCCCGCGAACAGAACGAGCUGCAUCUUUGGGACGGCACGGCCGGACAAGGGGCUGCGCCGAGGCACUCGGGUGAAGGUUGAGAAACGGCCAUAUUUUGGAGGCAGGAUCGCCUCCGAGGCGUAAUGGGGCGGAGCAGGGGAAGGCCGGCGUUUAGUGUUGGACCACACACGAGUGGAUGAAAAUGGGAAGCAUGAAUGUUUCAGGAGUUUGGCGCAGAGAUUUCCCUCUCUGCACGGUAUCCAGGGGCCCAAUAAAUGUAUUCUAUCCAAUCUCAUCAACCAACAAAUAAGCAACUCCUUUGUGCUGGAACCUAAAGCUCUGUGACUAUUGUGCACGGGCCACCCCCUUUACCAAUUAUUCAGGGGGGAAAUUAGUGCUGGGGCUUGUCGGAC